AGCAAGGGGCGGGGCUCGGCCUCUGGGAACUGCUGCUCCCCGUCUCUCUCCCGUGUUGGUCGGCUGCGAAGGCAUUGGACGGCGGGGGCUCCUCAGCGCUGCUCCCAGAAGGGGGUCUGGAACCAUGGCGAUGACUGGCCCAGCACCUUGUUCAUCUAUGAGCAACCACACCAAGGAGCGAGUUACAAUGACAAAGGUGACAUUAGAAAACUUCUACAGUAAUCUGAUUGCACAGCAUGAGGAACGAGAAAUGAGACAGAAGAAGUUAGAAAAAGUUAUGGAAGAAGAAGGCUUAAAAGAUGAAGAGAAAAGAAUGAGGAGAUCAGCACAUGCCCGAAAGGAAACAGAGUUUCUGCGCCUAAAAAGAACAAGGCUUGGGUUGGAAGACUUUGAAUCUUUAAAAGUAAUAGGCCGAGGAGCAUUUGGAGAGGUUCGGCUUGUUCAGAAGAAAGAUACAGGGCAUGUGUAUGCAAUGAAAAUACUACGGAAAGCAGAUAUGCUUGAAAAAGAGCAGGUUGGCCACAUUCGAGCAGAACGUGACAUUCUAGUGGAGGCAGACAGUUUGUGGGUUGUAAAAAUGUUCUAUAGUUUCCAGGAUAAGCUGAACCUCUACUUAAUUAUGGAGUUUCUGCCUGGAGGUGAUAUGAUGACAUUAUUGAUGAAAAAAGAUACCCUAACAGAAGAAGAAACUCAGUUUUAUAUAGCAGAGACUGUGCUGGCUAUAGAUUCAAUUCAUCAGCUGGGUUUUAUUCAUCGUGAUAUCAAGCCAGAUAAUCUCCUGUUAGACAGUAAGGGCCAUGUGAAACUAUCCGACUUUGGUCUCUGCACUGGACUUAAGAAAGCACACAGAACAGAGUUCUAUAGAAAUUUGAGCCACAAUCUUCCUAGUGACUUCACUUUUCAGAAUAUGAACUCCAAAAGGAAAGCAGAAACUUGGAAAAGAAACAGGCGGCAGCUGGCCUUCUCUACAGUGGGAACUCCAGAUUACAUUGCUCCAGAGGUCUUUAUGCAGACAGGCUACAAUAAGCUUUGUGACUGGUGGUCACUUGGGGUCAUCAUGUAUGAGAUGCUAAUUGGUUACCCUCCUUUCUGUUCAGAGACUCCUCAAGAAACUUACAAAAAGGUGAUGAAUUGGAAAGAGACCCUAAUAUUCCCUCCAGAAGUUCCAAUCUCAGAGAGAGCCAAGGAUCUUAUUCUAAGAUUUUGCUGUGAAUGGGAGCACCGAAUUGGUGCCCCAGGUGUUGAAGAAAUCAAAACAAACCCCUUUUUUGAAGCCGUUGACUGGGAGCAUAUCAGGGAGAGACCAGCGGCAAUAUCCAUAGAAAUCAAAAGUAUUGACGAUACUUCAAACUUCGAUGAAUUUCCGGAAUCUGAUAUCCUUAAACCAGCAGUGACCACAAGCAACCAUCCAGAGACAGACUACAAGAACAAAGACUGGGUCUUUAUAAAUUAUACCUACAAGCGAUUUGAAGGCCUGACAGCUCGAGGAGCAAUACCUUCAUACAUGAAAGCAGGAAAGUAGUGACUCACAACAAAACUAUUCCUGAACCUUCAUUCUUUCCUGUCAGCACAAGUUUUUUCUCCUAUGCUUCAUAAACUUUAUCUGAGGCCUGUGAACUCUUGAGAAGAGUGCAAAAUAACAUCAUUAUGCACAGUGUUUACAUUUAAAUGGAUUUAUGCAUUGAAAACUUCCACAAAUGGCACUUAUGAGCCUGCCUUUGCAGAUUUUAUUGCAGAAAUAGGUUAUUCUGGCUUUAGUGAAAAUUCCUAAGACUGUUACUUCAAGAAGGAGAGUGCAAGCUUUUAUUUACAUUGUAGAGUAUAACAUAAUUGUGGUUUGGGGUUUUUUUUGUAUCUUCUGUUUUACAAGUGCUGUGCAAAGGUACAGCACAAUUCUAAGGGCUAAGGUAUUGUACAGGAAACAGAGCAAUAACUAGUAUGAGGUAGACCAAAUUCUCAGAAGCUUAUCCUAUAGGAGGGCAAAACCUGUAUUGCCUUAAUUGUCACUAGUGUGUUGUAUACUUAGUUCAAAAGCCUUUUGGAUAGCAAUUUUUUCAACCCAACAAUGGCCUCAAAAGCUGCUGCACUUUACUGUUGGUACUAAAAUAGUAAUCCUAAAGUAUUGAGUUUUUCCCCCUUCUAAACUUCAGAUUUGGGGAACGUUACGCUUUUUUACAAGCAUUGUCAAGAGAGCUAAAGAUGAUUCCUUGUGAGAUUUAUGUAACUGCAUUCUACUUGGUAGUAAGAGAGAAAUCACUGUUAAUAGCAUUAUUAGGAUACCAUAGUUAAUACUGUGAAAGGAGCCCUGCUUUUUCAGAUUCUUUCCCUACUUCUCACCCUCAAGACUUUGAUUAAUGAAAGCUUAGGAAGUUGCUGCAAGCAGACAGUUGUAAAAUGUAAGUGUUUAGCUAGUGGCGUAAUAUACUUUGGAGCUUUAUCUUUCUGAAGCUUGGACGCAGAGAGCCCUGAAGUGCCUUUUGGGAUAACCUAGGAGUGCUCUACAGGAAGUAAUGGGAUCAUAGUGACUGGUUGUUCAAAGGAUCUACAUGGUGCAGUUCUACGUCUUGGGCUGUUGCCAUUAGGUGGCACUGACCCUCUGAGUGUUCUUGAGAUUCUUAAGGUGGACCCCUGCCCUCUCAGGCUCUGCAUGAUACAUGAGACUGCCAUCAUUUAGUGUAUCUCAUGUAGUUCACUAUAUUGUUCAGAUAACUAUCUUUGAAAUCAUUUGUUCAAGACAAUGUUAAGCUCCAGACUGAGGAUGGGGGCAGGUAACAGUACAGGAGGAGACCUAGUGCAUCUGGAGCCAAAAUGAAGACAGGAAAGCCAGAGGAGGAGACCUAAACAUGAUAGCUUGGGAUGGUCCUUGUACAUCAGGCUAUGUUACGGGGCGAUUUAGUAAAAACAUUAAGCUUUCCUUUAGUAAGGUGCUCUGAUGCCCAAAUAGGCUGAAAGAAGUUGAAGUCCUUUGUUCUUGUACAAAGGUCAGGAUUCAGUUGUAAUUUAGGAGAUAGUCGUCAAAUAUUAUUGUUGUCUCUGCCUUUAGGAGAUCUGAUGAAGCCUGCAAUAUUUCAAUAACAGGUGUCUUAGUCAUUUUCACUGAAUGUGCAUAAUUAUGCAGUAGUUCACUUGUCCUCUGAUGGUUCAUCUGUCCUUAUCAGAUCGGAGUUUUAGCAAAUUAAUUGGAGGGAUUAAUGUGCUAAAACAUUAAAAACUGUUUUAAUAGUGGUUGUUCUCCAAUCUGCACUGUUACACAUACCCCUCACUGGUAGGCAGUCUUAUGUACUGGUUUGGAACCCCCCCCCCCAAAAAAAAAUCAUUAUACCAUGAGUGUUUCCUAUCUUUCUUAGUACUCCUAUAAAUCCAGAUAGAUCCUGGUCCUUAAUUAGUUUUCUAGAUGUGGCAAUGCACAGAAGCUUCAGUAAGAAGGUCACUAAUGAAAUAUUUUGCAUUUAGGCUUUGUCCACAAAAUGUAUCUAGAGAAGAGGCUAUAGGGAGGUAACUCUUAUUCCUGCUUUAAUAUAUCCUCUGUGCCUAGUUUGUAAUUAUUACUGUGCUCCAAUGACGUGUCCUACACAUGGUGGGGCUAGAGUUUUGCUUACUGGUUAGAUAAUGAUGGGUUUAAAGUUAAAUUUCUGGUGCUUGCUGAAUGUUGAAAAUAUGUAGCAUACAUAACUGGUGCUUUAAAAGCCUUUUUUUAAAAAAAGCUGUAGAAGGUCUCAGGAUAACCUGAUUGCCUAGAGAGCUGCCCAGCCAAUAACUUGCACAAAAGGGAAGAAAACAAGAUUCUUGCAUGCCUCUUUGAUGUUUCCUUUUGCAUUAUGACCAUUUAGCAAAGCAUCUCUGUGCCACAGUGUGACAGAUGAGUGCAAGCAUUGUGUGUACGUGAGUAAAUUGAAUUGCAGUACAAGGUGUAAUUUUCUGUCUUCUACUGUUGGGAAUUUUUGAAAGAUUUACUUUGUGUAUUGUAGUGAGAAUGAAUAUAGCAUAUUGUUAUAACUGAGGUCGAAUCCUUGUUCCUGUAGUCUCUGCAGCAGCCAAGAGCAUAGUUGAAUUGCCAGAGGUCACCCAGUGUGCUUAAUUAACACUGCCAGAGCAGUGAAUGAAGGCUCCCCACAAAUAAGGACAUUAUGCAUCAACAAGCUUAUGGAAAUGAGAAUUAAGCAUUUGGGAACUUGGAACAUCAGUCUGUGAACCAUUUUCUUUUGGGGGGGUUAAAAUCAAUGCUGCCCUCUCAUAGCAACAUUAUAACUUGGAUUCCUAUGGUAUUGCUUUUUUAAAAAAAAAACACACAACACUAAAACAGGAGUAUUAACUGAGAAUAUCAUAUAUUGGCUGUUGCAAAUAAUGCUGGCUUCCUUUUAACAAAUUUUUUUAGAGAGCUUCCGCAUGAACUCUGUCACUGCAGUAAAUGUCCUCUUUAAUCAGUUAAGUAUUCUGUUGGCACUAAUUUAGAGAAUUAAGGUUCUCAUUUAACCAAGAUCUGAAACCUGUGUUUAAAUCCUGGUUAAACAGGAAUCCCAAUAAGCCUUAAUGACCAUUGUAAGUGUCAAUGCUUAAUGCCAAUGCUUAACCACAAUUAAUGUGGCAGGGAGUGCACAAUCCACAGGUGGCUGCCAAUCUCAUGUUCCUAGCUCUUGUCACCCUGCAGCAGCCCAUAGUAAAUUCUAGAGAAACUGUUGCCUUUCCGGGGUGGCACAUUUCUUCUUCGAAAGCAGUUGUAGAUCUAGAAGCCAAACAAUUACACAGCUUACUCAUAAUGCAAGUUCGUAUCAUUUUUCUGUUUCCUGUUCUACUGAGGUAUUUAGUAGCGCUGAUGUCUCUCUGGCACAACAAAAAGCUGCAAAAUGCUACAUUUUUGGCGUGUCUGGGUACAGGAGAAAAUUCCUGGCUGAGACUUAAGAUGAGCAAUGCUGCCAGUUGUGUGUGAUUAUUAGCAGAGUAUUGCACUUAGGUACUGCUUAACCAAUGUGCCUGGGUUCCGCCUUAUGGCCGAUUAAAAUUGAUUUUGUAUCUGCAUACAGCUGUAACUACUUGCAGUGUAAAAUUUCAUAUACUUUGUACAUGAUUCUGGGGUUUUGUGUGAAGACCAAUUUUUAUGGAAGUGUCUUUGCAUUCUGAGCUGUUUAAAAUACUUCCUCAAUAAAUGUAGUUUUGCUAA
Messenger RNA from Podarcis muralis (Common wall lizard), 5158 nucleotides. RefSeq names its product serine/threonine kinase 38 (gene STK38). Lineage: Eukaryota; Metazoa; Chordata; Lepidosauria; Squamata; Lacertidae. Gene Ontology annotation, molecular function: ATP binding; protein serine/threonine kinase activity. Gene Ontology annotation, biological process: protein phosphorylation. The record is from RefSeq and is a predicted model, not a curated record.